AUGGAGGUGAAGCUAUGGAACGAUAAGCGUGAGAGAGAAAUGUACGAGAACUUCGCUGAGCUCUACGCUAUCAUCAAAGCCACCGAGAAGCUCGAGAAGGCCUACAUCCGUGACCUCAUCUCCCCAUCUGAAUACGAAACCGAGUGUCAGAAACUCAUCGUCCACUUCAAGACGCUCUCCGCUACGCUCAAGGACUUGGUCCCUAACAUUGAGAGGUUCGCGGAGACGUACAAGAUGGACUGUUCCGCUGCUGUGUACAGGCUCGUGACCUCUGGUGUUCCAGCUACCGUGGAGCAUAGGGCUGCUGCUAUGGCUUCUACUUCGAGCUCUGCUUCUGUUGUUGCUGAGUGUGUUCAGAAUUUUAUUACUUCUAUGGAUUCUUUGAAGCUCAACAUGGUGGCUGUUGAUCAGGUGUAUCCGUUGUUGUCUGAUUUGUCUGCUUCUCUUCAGAAACUGAGCAUUUUGCCGCCGGAUUUUGAGGGGAAGAUUAAGAUGAAAGAGUGGCUUUCGAGGUUGUCGAAGAUGGGGGCUUCUGAUGAGCUCACUGAGCAGCAGGCUAGGCAGCUUCACUUUGAUCUGGAGUCUUCUUAUAACUCCUUCAUGGCUGCUUUGCCUAAUGCUGGUAACUAAACCAAUGGGAUGUGAUGUUUGUGCUUUUGUUUAGACUACUUGGCUUUAUGUAGUUGUUAUAAUGAUGGCUUUAGGAUAAUGAUUUUGGUUUCAAGACUAUUUGUUGCUACACACCUUGGAGAUUGAUGUUGUGUAGACAGAAUCAAGCCUUUCUUUUAUUGUGUAAUGAUCAUGUCAAGCCAGAGACUUGAUUUCUUUCUGAAUUGUAUGAAUCUAAACUCUACUUUGUUUACCCUUUUUUGCUCCUUUGUUGUUAAAUGCUUGCAGUCUUUAGUUUCUAGACAAUUUGAACAGAGGAGCCAGGUCAAAACUUCUUCAGCA
Messenger RNA from Eruca vesicaria subsp. sativa (arugula), 951 nucleotides. The record is from the annotation of a GenBank genome assembly. NCBI's taxonomy places the organism in Eukaryota, Viridiplantae, Streptophyta, Magnoliopsida, Brassicales, Brassicaceae.